AUGCCCAUCACAACACCAGUCCCUGCGCUUCCGUGGAACUACAUAGCAAAAUUGGUCUGUAUAGGAGAUUCCGGAACCGGCAAAUCGAGCUUGACCAUCCGGUUAUGUGAAGGGAGAUUCUCCGCCUCACAUGAUGUCACUAUUGGCGUCGAGUUUGGGAGCCGAAUAGUCCCUGUUGGUCCUCCUGCGAAUGCAUCCUUGAAUAUCGGCGCUCCGAAUGGAGGAGCCAGCCAUGCCAGUCCACAACAGCAGAAGAAGAUGAAGCUUUCGCUCUGGGACACUGCUGGUCAAGAGACAUACAAAAGCAUAACAAGAAGUUAUUUCCGAGGCGCAUCCGGGGCAUUGUUAGUGUUCGACAUCACGCGAAGAAGCAGUUUCGAGUCGGUCACUCAGUGGCUCAACGACCUUCGUCAGAUUGCCGAGGAGGGCAUCGUUGUUAUUUUGGUGGGCAACAAGCUAGACCUUGCCGAACAGAGCACCGACGCGCAGGGCGGCACCAAGCGGGCAGUGAGCCGAGAAGAGGCACAGGACUGGUGUCGGCGAGAAAACGUGGUCAAGUACGUCGAGACAAGUGCUAAGAGCGGGGAGGGAGUCGAAAAGGCGUUUCUCGAGGUGGCGGAAAGGAUAUAUCAGAAUAUUGAAGCCGGCAAAUAUGACCUCAAUGACAGAAGAAGCGGAGUCAAAGGAUAUGGGACUGGGACCGGUCGAGAUGAAGGCAAGGCUCCCAAGACAGUCAACCUGACCAUGAACGACGCCGUCAAGAGUGGGCAGGGUAGAGGUUGCUGCUGA
Cladophialophora immunda is the source of this 789-nucleotide messenger RNA. RefSeq lists its product as uncharacterized. Gene Ontology annotation, cellular component: endosome. Gene Ontology annotation, biological process: regulation of endocytosis. The record is from RefSeq and is a predicted model, not a curated record. Bases 1 to 789 code for a protein of 262 amino acids. The transcript has 2 exons. Gene Ontology annotation, molecular function: GTPase activity; GTP binding. Lineage: Eukaryota; Fungi; Ascomycota; Eurotiomycetes; Chaetothyriales; Herpotrichiellaceae.